CAAUCAGGCGUUGAGGACGGAUUGGACCCGCCUCUUCCCACGGUGUGCUUCGCCCUGAGUGAGUCGCUGUGGUUUCGCUAGUGGAGGAUCCGAGAGGGGAAGCAAGGGCGGCGACACUUGCCGAAUACAAUGCCGAAUAAAACGAAAAAGGACAAGGACUCGUCAAAAUCUGGCAAAGUGGGUAAAAGCGGAGGAGGUGGAGGAGGACAAGAAAAUUCACAGCAUGAGCAGGGCUCCAACAGGAAGAGCGGCAACAGCAUUCCUCCGACCACGCAGCUGCUGAAGGGGAAGCUGCCGGGCGCCCAGACACCCGUCAAGAAGGACAAGCGGCAGAGCUCCUCUCGCUUCAGCCUGAGCAACAACAGGGAGCUGCAGAAGCUGCCCGCGUUCAAAGAUGUGCCCCCUGCGGAGCAGGAGAAGCUCUUCAUCCAGAAGCUUCGGCAGUGCUGCGUCCUCUUUGACUUUGUCUCGGACCCGCUGAGCGACCUGAAAUGGAAGGAGGUGAAGCGGGCGGCGCUGAGCGAGAUGGUGGAGUACAUCACACACAACAGGAACGUCAUCACGGAGCCCAUCUACCCCGAGGUGGUUCACAUGUUUGCCAUCAACAUGUUCCGGACGUUGCCGCCGUCCUCCAACCCUACAGGCGCUGAGUUCGACCCCGAGGAAGAUGAGCCCACCCUGGAGGCCGCGUGGCCGCAUCUGCAGCUUGUCUAUGAAUUCUUUCUACGCUUCUUAGAGUCGACAGACUUUCAACCUAACAUAGCCAAAAAGUAUAUUGACCAGAAGUUUGUAAUGCAGCUCUUAGAACUGUUUGACAGUGAAGACCCCAGGGAGCGAGACUUUUUAAAGACCACUCUGCAUCGCAUCUACGGCAAGUUCCUGGGCCUGCGAGCGUACAUUAGGAAGCAAAUAAAUAACAUAUUUUAUAGAUUCAUUUAUGAGACAGAGCAUCAUAACGGAAUUGCAGAGUUACUGGAAAUAUUAGGCAGUAUAAUCAAUGGAUUUGCGUUACCUUUAAAAGAAGAACACAAGAUAUUCCUAUUGAAAGUUCUGCUGCCGUUGCACAAAGUCAAGUCGUUGAGUGUUUACCACCCACAGCUGGCCUACUGUGUGGUCCAGUUCCUCGAGAAGGACAGCACGCUCACAGAACCGACAGUGAUGGCUUUGUUGAAGUACUGGCCAAAGACCCACAGCCCAAAAGAGGUGAUGUUCCUCAACGAGCUGGAGGAGAUCCUGGACGUCAUCGAGCCGUCUGAGUUUGUCAAAGUCAUGGAGCCUCUCUUCAGGCAGCUGGCCAAAUGCGUGUCCAGCCCCCACUUUCAGGUGGCCGAGCGAGCGCUCUACUACUGGAACAACGAGUACAUCAUGAGCCUGAUCAGCGACAACGCCGCCAAGAUCCUGCCCAUCAUGUUCCCCGCCCUCUACCGCAACUCUAAGACCCACUGGAACAAGACCAUCCAUGGCUUGAUUUACAACGCCCUCAAGCUCUUCAUGGAGAUGAACCAGAAACUGUUUGACGACUGUACGCAGCAGUUCAGGGCGGAGAAAAGCAAAGAAAAAGCCAAAUGGAAAGAGCGAGAAGAAGCGUGGCUCAAGAUUGAGAAUCUCGCCAAGUCCAACCCGCAGUUUCUGAUAUACACCGACCCUGUGGGUUCGGGCGGUCCCACGGACAUGGAGACAGACGGACCGCUGCUAGACGACGUCAGCCAGCUGGAAAAGAGGAUAGCGGAGGAGGCCACGCAGCUGCAGAAAGACCAGCGACGAGAGCGCCCGUUGGUGCGGAGGAAAUCGGAGCUGCCCAAAGACAUCUCCACUGUCACGGCCUUGGAGCUGCACCGGAGAGCCGAGGAGAUGUUGACCACGCACGACGGCCACUAACCGGCCGAACACGAGACAUCCCGCCAACCUGGACCCAGCCCAGCACAACACACCGGAACUUUCUCACCCCUCACCUGCCCUACUCUCCUCACCUGACACAACAAGGCCGCCCAAACAUGGCGGCUUGCCCGGGACAAAGAGCCGCUGGGUCGUCCUCACUCGUCAUCACGUUCUGUUUUUCAUCCUCCUUCCUCCUCUCCCUCCUUCUCCUCCUCGGUCUUCUGUGCCCUCUUUGACUUUAGUUUCCAGGGUGCGGUGCUGCCCCCUUCUGGUCAGUUCUCUCAGGUGUUUUGUUCCUUUGUGUCUCUUUCUAGAUGUCAGGUGCUUUUACCAAAAAAAAACAAACCCAAAACUACUCAAAAAAAAAAUAAGCCCCUCCCUUUCCCAGAGGACAUGUCCAGUGUAAUGUACCACUCAUCAAUGGAGGCAAGUUUUGUUUUAAAAAGAUGUUAAUUUUAAUGGUUAAGUCCUGAAAAAACUCUUUUAGAUGACUGGUGGUAAAGCUAUGGAGUCUGACAAAAGUGAGUCCACCUCUCACAUUUCAGCAACUGUUAUACCAUGUCAAGGGAUAAUACUAGAACCAACGUAAAGGCAAAAAGCUGUGUCCCUUGAGAAGGUAAACAGUCGGAAAGAUGCUGAAAUGUCAAGGCUGUACACACUUUUCACAUAUGAACAUCUCAGUUUGCUUACUCAGCAUCCAGUACAGGCUGCCAAUGUGAGGGUCCCAGGAGAUGCCCAAUGGGGGACUGGUCUCCAGCAGGACCCCCUGCCCCGCCCCGCCCCGCCC
Messenger RNA from Doryrhamphus excisus (bluestripe pipefish), 2665 nucleotides. RefSeq names its product protein phosphatase 2, regulatory subunit B', gamma b (gene ppp2r5cb). Gene Ontology annotation, molecular function: protein phosphatase activator activity. Gene Ontology annotation, biological process: protein dephosphorylation; signal transduction. Lineage: Eukaryota; Metazoa; Chordata; Actinopteri; Syngnathiformes; Syngnathidae. Gene Ontology annotation, cellular component: cytosol; protein phosphatase type 2A complex; nucleus. The record is from RefSeq and is a predicted model, not a curated record.